CGUAUCGCCACGUCUCUGCGCAUGUGCGUCCGAGUCACUUCCGGGCUGGGUGCUGUUGUGUUGAGAGAUCAACAUCAGGCAGCUGCUAUUUUUAAUGACAUUUACUGUCUGCCUGUCCUGGACAUUCUCUUUACUUUAACAGACGUUGAAUCUGUCUCAACAUCGACGUUUAAAAUACUAGCCAAAGCGGAGACUUAGCAGGAUGAAUUACAUCUGGGAAGUAGUGGGAAGGCAUCCAACAGGCCAACAGCCGACUGGAGCAGAAACAAUCCAAAAAUUGUGUGACCGAGUGGCUUCAUCCACCCUGUUGGAGGACCGAAGAGAUGCUGUCCGUGCCCUCAAAUCUCUUUCCAAGAAAUACCGUAUGGAGGUUGGCACAAUGGCUAUGGACCAUUUGGUUCGUAUACUGCAGACUGACCGGGCAGACACAGAAAUCCUAGGUUACGCUUUGGACACUUUGUACAACAUUGUUUGCAGUGACGAAGAGGAGGAACCAGAUGAUUCUGAAGCAAGGAUAUAUUUGGUUUCUAAUGUUGUGUUUUCACACUCGAUAGGAGUGUCCAGGUUAAUGGAUCUACUUGCUGACUCCAGAGAAGUUAUCCGUAAUGAUGGUCUCCUGCUGCUGCAGCAGUUAACCAAAGGCAACACUGCAAUACAGAAAAUUGUGGCUUUUGAAAAUGCAUUUGAGAGACUUCUUGAAAUUAUCACAGAGGAGGGUUCAAGUGACGGAGGUAUUGUGGUGGAGGACUGUCUCUUAUUGUUGCUCAACCUCCUGAAGAACAAUAGCUCCAACCAGAAUUUUUUUAAAGAAGGCUCCUAUGUCCAAAAGAUGAAGCCAUGGUUUGAAGUGGGGGAUGACAACUCUGGCUGGUCGGCACAGAAGGUCACCAACCUCCAUCUAAUGCUACAGCUGGUACGAGUGAUGGUUUCUCCAGUGAACUCUCCAGGGGCCACAACCAGCUGUCAGAAAGCCAUGUUCCAGUGUGGUCUCCUCCAGCAGCUCUGCACCAUCCUCAUGGCCACAGGUGUUCCUGCAGACAUCCUCACAGAGACCAUCAAUACUGUGUCAGAAGUCAUACGUGGCUCUGAAGUGAAUCAGGACUACUUUGCAUCAGUUAACGCGCCAUCCAAUCCACCAAGGCCUGCGAUUGUGGUUCUUCUAAUGUCGAUGGUGAAUGAGAGACAGCCGUUUGUUCUCCGCUGUGCUGUACUUUACUGCUUCCAAUGCUUCCUGUACAAGAACCAUAAAGGACAGGGGGAGAUUGUAGCCACACUGCUGCCCUCCACUAUAGAUGCUAACUCUAUCUCAGCGGGACAGUUAUUGUGUGGAGGUCUGUUCUCAGCAGACUCUCUGUCAAACUGGUGUGCCGCUGUGGCUCUAGCUCAUGCGCUGCAGGAUAACCUCACCCAGAAAGAACAGCUGCUACGGGUACAAUUGGCCACCAGUCUCGGCAAGCCACCCGUUUCUCUUCUCCAGCAGUGCACCAACAUCCUGUCCCAGGGUGAUAAGCUCGACCGGAGGGUGAGUAUUUCAGCGUGGACAGUGGCUGCAAGUAUGAUAACAAAAGCAGUGCUUAGGUCAAGCGAGGAAGAGAAAAAGGAAGAAGAGGUGAAGAAAACACUAGAACAGCAUGACAGCAUUGUAACCCAGUACAAAGAGUUGAUUCGAGAACAGGAUUCUCAAAUAAAUGAGCUGAAGGAGCAAGUAACAUCGCAGAGUUCCCAGAAUGAAAAGUUGCAGAACACCAUAACACAGCAGUUCUCGCAGAUCCAGCAGCACAAGGAUCAGUAUAACAUCCUCAAACUCAAACUAGGUAAAGAUAAUCAGCAGACAGGUAAUCAGGCAGAGGCAGCACAUGUGAACGGCGUGCAACCAGAGGAGCUGAGCCAACUCCGAGAACAACUUGAGGAACUGCAAAGACAAAACCAACUGCUGCAGACACAGCUGACUGAAAAGGACUCUCUAAUAACCAGCCUGAAAGCUGAGGGAGUACCAUCAGCAGAGGGUUCAACUUCAGAGGUCACAGAAUUACAAAAGGAGGUUGAGUUGCUGAAAGCACAGCUGCAGAGCCAGACCGCAGAGAUCACACAACUACAGAGUGAAAGACAGGAGCUACUCAGAGGAUCUGAGACCACAGCUGCAGUUCCAGGAGAAGACGCUGAGGGAGUACCAUCAGCAGAGGGUUCAACUUCAGAGGUCACAGAAUUACAAAAGGAGGUUGAGUUGCUGAAAGCACAGCUGCAGAGCCAGACCGCAGAGAUCACACAACUACAGAGUGAAAGACAGGAGCUACUCAGAGGAUCUGAGACCACAGCUGCAGUUCCAGGAGAAGACGGUGUCUACACAGAAAAGAUUGCAGAGUUAGAGAGCAGGCUCUCUGCUCAGACAGCUGAGACACAAAAGCUCAAGGGGGAAGUUAAAACUCUUCUGGAGAGUAAGGAAUUGAUGGAGAAAGAGCUUGCUUCAGCCACGAGCACAGCUGCCAUCAUGCUGUCAGAGAAGAGCAAGUUGCAGCAGGAGGUGCAGGAGUCCAAGAAGGAGCAGGACGAUCUUCUCAUGCUACUCGCUGACCAGGACCAGAAGAUUCUGAGCCUGAAACAGAGACUCAAGGACUUGGGAGAGACGAUUGAAGAUGAGGAUGAUUUGGAUUCAAGGGACCAGUUUGAUGAUGAUGACGAAGAAGAGGAAGAAGAAGAGUGUGAUGAAUAAAAAAAGUAUUGAUUUAAUAGUGGUAGUGAAAGACUGCUAUUAACCUGUCACUUACACGCUUAGAGAAAGAGAUUGUAAGCCUUGGACCGUAGAGCUAAUCUUCUGAUUUUUAGAAGAAUCACCUAUUUCUUUACUUUCUUCAUAACUGCAUUUUAAUUUUUAGAAUUUAUUUUGCAGUGGACAAAACAAUCCAACUAAUUGAACCAGACCCAUUUCAUUUUAAAGAAGCUUUGAAUUUAUUCAGAUAAUAAAUACAGAUGGAUACUUUCUUUUUGAUCAACAUUCCCAGUGCUUAUGUCCUGGUAACGUACUGUAGAGGAUUCUGGAGAGCUAUUUGACCUAAUGAUGGAAAGGAGAAAAUAAAAAGAUUUGCGUCUUUGUUAUACAUAGUGCAAAGCCACAGAGAAAGUUCAGUCUGCAUUUCUUUACAGUUUGACAACUUGUAAGUGUCUUGAUGAUGGAUGGAUGUAUUCUGUAAGACCUGCCUUCUCUGCUCAGGUGCAUAGUGAACUCUGUUUAACAUCUCAUUCAAAUUUGGUCCUUUUCCUGUUUUGCUUUAGAUUGCUGCCUGGUCAAAUGGCUGUUGUUGUUGUUGUUUUUUCUUUCAUCUGUUCCUCCAUGUCUGCAGUUUUCAGAAUUGUUCAUCCAUACAUUCAUAUCUACAAAUGAUCAAACAGACUCUUGCAUCUUGCAAAACCCACUUUGCAUAACAUUGUGUUAAUACUAUCCAUGUGUUAUUCAGUAUAACACUUCUGAAGUCCCACUAAAUGUUGGGAUGCUACACUUUCAGGUUCCUAAAAAACUGGAGAGGUAUUUUGCGAAAUUUGAUUCAAGCUUUGGUUAAUUUAUGGAUAAACAAGCCUCCUUAGAAUAAACUAUAUAAAUACUUGUCUGUGAUGUUUUGGUUUUAAACUAAAGUUUUUAAUUUGUGUCUUUGAUGGGUGUUUUGUUCAAUAUACAGCUGUAUUUGAGGAUUGACUGAGAACUUUUCCACUGCUAAUACCCACAAAUAUAAUUUUGCCAUGAACUGCAUUCAUGGUCAUGUUUGAUAAUGAAUUAUACAACCAUUAUUUAGGAAUUGUAAAGGAAGGCAUAUAAUGAAGUUCAUAGAGCAUGUUUUGCAGCUUUACAGACAACAAUGCCAUAAUUAGAAAAGUGUGCACUGGAAAAAAAAAAACUGCUACUAUAUAAUUAUAUGUUUGCUAUUUGUACACUACAAUUUGUUCUUCUGUUCAAGGUAGCAUUAAAAUAAAAAGUCCAA
Molecule: messenger RNA, 3971 nt
Organism: Sinocyclocheilus grahami
Lineage: Eukaryota; Metazoa; Chordata; Actinopteri; Cypriniformes; Cyprinidae
Gene: uso1
Product: USO1 vesicle transport factor
Exons: 26
Coding region: 203-2710 (835 amino acids)
Biological process (GO): endoplasmic reticulum to Golgi vesicle-mediated transport; vesicle fusion with Golgi apparatus; transcytosis
Cellular component (GO): Golgi membrane; endoplasmic reticulum; cytoplasm
Molecular function (GO): protein binding
Source: RefSeq, a predicted model, not a curated record